Molecule: messenger RNA, 718 nt
Organism: Punica granatum (pomegranate)
Lineage: Eukaryota; Viridiplantae; Streptophyta; Magnoliopsida; Myrtales; Lythraceae
Source: RefSeq, a predicted model, not a curated record
CAAGAAGGGCCCAUUUUUCCCUGCUCUCACUUCCUCCACCGGUUUCCUCUUUUCAUGGCUAUGGCGUUCAGUCUGUCCCCGGGCCUUCUCACCAAGCAAUCAAACCACCUUCCUCCGAAGAUUAUUUCAUCGGCAGACACCGAAAAUCGGAGAAAAGUUGUAAACAAAUCUCAAGUUCAAGUGAAGAAAAGAUGCCUGAGAUGCAAUACCCUUUAUAUCGACCAUGAAAAUUCCCCUACUGCCUGCUCUUUCCAUGGCCACACAACUGGGGAGAAGGGAUUGUUUGCAUUGGCUCCACCUCACCAGGGGAUCGAUGGGGAGUGGAGUGACCGAUCGGGCGUAAUAGUCUAUCGGUGGAACGAUGAGAACAACAGACCAAACACGGGAAGAGCAAACUGGAAGAAGAGGUGGAGUUGCUGCCAAGAGCACGAUGAGGAUGCUCCUCCUUGCCAGAAAGGUUGGCAUGUUUCCUACGACGACGGCUUCACCUUGUACUAGAGCACGUGUUAAUGAUCAUUUGGGAAAGGUGUAAUCAUAUACUGAAUUUUAAACCGGGAUGUGACUUUGCAUCGAUCAUAGAAGUCGGCGACGUGAAUAGAGAGAUAUAUCGACCGUCUGGUGAGUCAAAAUAGGGAGAGCGUGAUAUGUAUAAUUAGGGAUGAUGUUUAGGAAGACGAGAAGAGCUAAAUAUAUUGGAAAUUCAGAUCUUUCAGUGAUA